Messenger RNA from Stegastes partitus (bicolor damselfish), 6364 nucleotides. It is a transcript of the gene nedd4a, whose product is annotated as NEDD4 E3 ubiquitin protein ligase a. Gene Ontology annotation, biological process: neuromuscular junction development; receptor catabolic process; protein ubiquitination. The record is from RefSeq and is a predicted model, not a curated record. The transcript is spliced from 25 exons. Bases 323 to 4153 code for a protein of 1276 amino acids. Gene Ontology annotation, molecular function: sodium channel inhibitor activity; protein binding; ubiquitin protein ligase activity. Gene Ontology annotation, cellular component: cytoplasm. Lineage: Eukaryota; Metazoa; Chordata; Actinopteri; Pomacentridae.
UCUUAAGUUAAAGUGCAGUUUUGUUUUCCAUAUAGUGUUUAAGUUACGGGAAGGGGCUAACCUUGGGGAUUGCUCUAGUUUCAAAGGUCGUAUGUUUGGGUCAUGUCUCCAAACAGAACCGGUGACCUCCUCUGACUAAAAGCUGAGAUCAGCCUAGAGAGGAAUGUAGGUUGUCACCAGAGCUAUUUUGGCUAUGUACAGCCACUAAUGAUUGUGAUCACAGAGCAGAGUUCAGAGCAGUUGCUUUGCUCUCCUUUUUUCCUGCCAGCAAGUUUGAUCAUGCAGCUCUCACCGGCGCAGCAGGGAUUACAGAGUUAAACGGAUGGCACGUCGGCUCCGCUUGCAUUUUGCGUCAAGGAGAAGCAACACGGACCCUCUGUCAGAAAGCCUCAGCAGCCAUGGUGAGGAGAGUGGAGUCGGUGUGUCAGCUCAUAGCCCCGCAGAGAGUCUGGCGCACAGUUCUGUCCACUUGAAGGUGACUCCUCUGUCACCAGACUAUGGUAAUAGUCGGUACUCUUCAGUUUUCAUACCCAGGGUGAACGCUGGAGGAUGUAAUAAGAAGAGCAUACUGCAGAUCUCGCUGCAGCCCUGUGGAAAACUCGGUGGAGAGCUGGAUGGCAGCAUAGAGGAUGGAGAGCCGGUGGUUAGUGAAGGAGGAGCAGGUACUGGCUCUGACGGAGGAUCGUGCAGCAGCAGCAUGGCAAGCGAUGCCGGGUACUGUAGCAGCAACAGCAUCUUUGAGCCAGAGGCUCCAGAAAAGCACAGGACCACCCAGGAGAGGAGUGUACUCUGCUGCAAGUCCAAGGUCCCAUUAAGACGGUGCUCCUCCUUGGUGAUAUUUCCAAAGAGCCCCUGCAGCACCCCACCUGCUUCCCCAGUAAGUCCAGUGGCUCUGCCUGCUCUCCCACCACCAAAGGGGUCUAAUCAGUCAUCUCUUCAGACAUUUGCCAGUGAAUACUCACAAGAUGAUGAGGAGGUGGCUUGCAAAGGGUCCACCACCACGGCAGUUAGUGGUCAUCGUCACCCAAAAGGAAGCUGUUCAACUGAAUUCAGGGACACGAAACACAUGGUGCAAUUUAAUAUUCCUUUACAGGAUGAACCAAAAUGCAAAAUGGAGGACAGGAGUAAAGUGAUGGAACUGUCAUCAGCUCUAGACAGAUCAAAUCGUCACUCCAGCAGCGUGUUGCUGCACUUUGCCCACCAGAGACCAAUGAUGUCGGGAAAGGGAGCUACAACCACGGCUACGGUCAAUGUGGAAUACCCUGAGACUCAUUAUCCAGCUGCACACCCUGAGGGCGAACACGACGCUCACAAAAAACUCUAUCGUAGUACCUCGGCGUGUUUGUUUUCCUCAACCAAACCAUCAGAGAAAAACCAUAAGGUGUGUUCACCAGAAAAAGGCCAAGAAAGGCCCGAGGAGAAUCACUGUCAUCGUGCCAUCCAAAGGAGCUUUUCCCUUGAGGUGCCCUACGCGAACACUGGAAUUUCAUGUCAUGUUUCGAACCCAAAACUCAGCAGCCCUUGUUCUCCCCAUGUGCAUAUUCACUUGUCCCCAGGCUGCCCGGCUAAGUUGCCUAGUUCUGUCACUGAUGUUAACACAAGCCACAAAGGGGAUAUUACACCAAAGAGCCCAGGUCAAAACACCAAGACACGUGACGACUUUCUCGGACAGGUGGACGUCCCCUUAAAUCAGAUACCGACAGAAAAUCCUAAUACAGAAAGACCAUACACAUUCAGGGAUUUUCUGCUUCACCCACGAAGCCACAAGUCCAGAGUCAAAGGUCACCUGCGUCUCAAAAUGACUUUCCUGCCAAAAAACCCGGGUUCAGAGGAGGAAACGACAGAUCAGACUGAGGACACAGAUCCUGGAUGGGAGCUUCUGGAGACUCAGGACAUGUCCGGUCCCAGAGAAAGCCAGCUGCUGCCUCCUCUGCCCCCUGGCUGGGAGGAGCGGCAGGACAACCUGGGAAGAAUUUACUUUGUCAAUCAUGAAAGCAGAACCACGCAGUGGCAACGACCCUCGACGCAGGAUGCUGACUUGGAAACGCUGAGAAGACAGAACAAUAACAUGGAUGUGGAGCAUGCUUUCAUUACACGCAGACAGAUCUCAGACCACGAUGAGAACAACACACGGGAGUCCCCAGAGAGCUGGGAGAUCAUAGCGGAGGACGAGUCCACCUUGUACCACAGCAACAACCAGAUCACAUCACCUCCACCUCAGGCGCCUGCAGAGUUCCACCCGUUCUGUGACGAGCUGAGAAACGUUCACAUUUCAGGGGCCACAGCUGGCGAGCAGCGCACCUCCCAGACGGAUCAUGCUAGCAAUUCGAGCCAUUCCAGUCUCAGAGGAAGUGCCCAGGCUUCAGGGGGAGAGGAACAUCCAGUUAAUCCAGUGCUACUUCCAACCUCAACUGGGUUGCCUCCAGGCUGGGAAGAGAAGCGGGACACUAAAGGAAGACGCUACUUCAUCAACCACCACAGCCGAACCACAACGUGGACACGACCACUCAUUCAGAGAACCUCAGAGGCUGCAGCACAGAGCAGUGCAAGUGUACGCCGAAGCCCGACACCGCCUCAUCCACCUGCACCACCUGCACCACCUGCACCACCUGCACCACCUGCACCUCCUGCACCUCCUGCACCUCCCGCACCUCCCUCACCACCCGGGGAGUCUCCUCAGAGCACUCCAAGCCCCGAGGCACCCUAUCAGUCUGGCUUCUUGCCGACCGGUUGGGAGGUUCGCAGUGCUCCCAAUGGAAGACCCUUUUUCAUCGACCACAACACAAAGACGACUACCUGGGAAGACCCCAGGCUAAAGAUCCCCGUGCACAUGAGGAGGAGACCCUCACUCGACCCCUCUGAUCUUGGCCCUCUGCCGCCUGGUUGGGAAGAAAGGGUCCACUCCGAUGGGAGGAUAUUCUACAUCGAUCACAACACCAAGACCACACAAUGGGAUGAUCCCAGAUUACAGAACUCAGCUAUAACUGGACCAGCCGUGCCUUACUCCAGAGACUAUAAACAGAAGUACGACUACUUCAGAAAGAAGCUGAAGAAACCGGCGGACAUCCCAAAUCGUUUUGAGAUGAAGAUGAGACGGAAUGCCGUGCUGGAGGACUCGUACCGACGCAUCCUCUCAGUUAAGAGGGCAGACCUGCUGAAGGCACGACUGUGGGUGGAGUUUGAGGGAGAAAAAGGACUGGACUACGGUGGCGUGGCCAGGGAGUGGUUCUUCCUCAUGUCCAAGGAGAUGUUCAACCCGUACUAUGGACUCUUUGAGUAUUCUGCCACGGACAACUACACUCUGCAGAUCAACCCGAACUCAGGUUUGUGCAACGAGGACCACCUGUCCUACUUCAAGUUCAUCGGCCGAGUGGCCGGCAUGGCCGUGUAUCACGGCAAACUCCUUGAUGCGUUCUUCAUUCGGCCGUUUUACAAGAUGAUGCUGCAGAAGCCGAUCACCCUCCAGGACAUGGAGUCUGUGGACAGUGAAUAUUUCAACUCCUUGAUGUGGAUUUUGGAGAACGAUCCAACGGACUUGGAUCUGAGGUUCACCAUCGAUGAGGAGCUGUUUGGACAGACUCACCAGCAUGAACUGACGCCGGGCGGCACAGAGAUUGUCGUCACCAAUGACAACAAGAAGGAAUACAUCCAUCAUGUGAUGCAGUGGAGGUUCGUGAACAGAAUCCAGAAGCAGAUGACGGCUUUCAAGGAGGGAUUCUUUGAGUUGAUACCACAAGAUCUGAUCAAGAUCUUUGAUGAGAACGAGCUGGAGCUGCUCAUGUGCGGUCUCGGAGACGUGGACGUGAACGACUGGAAGGCGAACACCAAGUACAAGAACGGCUACCUCGCCAACCACGUCGUUAUCCUGUGGUUUUGGAAGACGGUGCUGCUGAUGGAUGCAGAGAAGCGAAUCCGACUUUUGCAGUUCGUGACAGGAACAUCCAGAGUCCCCAUGAAUGGCUUUGCUGAACUCUAUGGGUCUAACGGGCCGCAGCUGUUCACCAUCGAGCAGUGGGGAACACGUGAUAAACUUCCCCGAGCCCACACAUGCUUCAACCGGCUGGACCUUCCUCCGUACGAGUCCUUCGAGGAACUGAGGGAGAAACUUCACAUCGCUAUCGAGAAUGCACAAGGCUUCGACGGGGUGGAUUAGCGCGCACACGAGCUCAAAUGACUUUACUGCCGUCAGAGUAAAGCCGAGCGGCGUGACGAGGAAAAAAAACAAGCUGUGCGUCAGACUCGGGUCUUAACCUGCCAGCUGUGUGACAGAUGAAGGACAGCUACAGCACCUUGGCUUUGGUCCUCUGUUGGAGCACACAUGAAGAGCGGACAUUCAACCCGGAGUGACGGAGGUAUUUUUGUAUCACUCCGCGUGUUCUGAAGUUUACAAAACAGGUUAUCUUAUUAUUUGAUUUUUUUUGUAUUGUAAGUCGCUCAAAGGUGUAUUCACUCUUAUUUGUUCUGCUAAAAUGCUUAAAUAUUUAAAGAACUUGAUUCUGUGAAAUGACGAUAGGAAAGAAAUUAAUGUGAACGCAAGCUGCACAGUAUAUGACAAAAACUUUUAACCUUUAAGAACGAUAGUUUUAUCCGAUUUGACCCACUUUAUGCUCAGCUUUCCACAUCUCCUCUGGGAAACCGAUCACCUUCAUGUCCACAUCAGGGGUCGGAAUAAUCAAACACACGAUGCUGAAGUUAAUAUUAGGAUGAAAAACGUAAUCAUCACUCACAACCUACAUCUGCAGUACUAAUUCUGUUCACACAUUACUGUUCAGCUGUGCCUUUAAACAUGCCCUUCACCCAAAAUGUUGUCCAGGGAUUUUACAAACGAGGCAUGAAACAAGUUUUUUUUUGUUUUUGAAAUUUUCAUUCCAGUGUAUUAGAGACACUGACGCAGUAAAUCACACAUAUAUGGACCUCAGAAGCAUUUGUAGCAGAAAAUGUGCAGGUUACAUACAAAUUUGAGCGACUGCAGUUAAACAGAUUGUAUCAAUGUGUCAGUUAAUCGUUAUGGUAGUGAUGUACCAAUACCAGGACCAGUAAAAGGCUAAACUAAUUAUACUGUAGUUUGUGUCUGUGUCGUCCACAGAUCCAAAGACGUGACUGCAUGCAGUGUUAGUUUGUGUUGAAAUACUAUGCAUAAUUGUACAUAUUGACAUUAGAUAAUAACUGAACAUAACUUGAUUUGGGAGUUUUUCAGAUAUUACAGUAAUAGUUGUACAUGCUAAUAUUAACUUCGCCUUCUAAAAACUGAUAAAGUUGUUAAAACUGUUAAAGUCACUCAAAGUUGUCAAAAUGGCCAAAAAGAAAAAAGUUAUUGAUGCAUCUCUGCAUUUAUUCAUGAUCGGUAGCUCCUAAAACUGAAGUUCAACGCUGAACUUUUUAUGUUCCAGAAGAAUAAAUACAUGUUUAUUUACAUCAUAUCUCCUGAGGAUUAGCUUUUCAGAAGCCUAACCAUACAGCCUGACCGUACACAGUUUGCUAACGGCGUGUUCAAUGCUAUGUUUUGUUGCCUUUUGUCAGUGAAUGAAAUCAUUUUUGUUUUCUUCUACUCAUCAAGGGUGUCUAAUUGCAACACAGUGCUCUAUUUUUAAGAGUACAACUUUAAAAAUUGUUUUGUUGGUUGUCAAAAUAUGUACAGAUUAUCGUUUUUCAAAAUGAGUAAUCACUCAGAAUACCUUUGUAAGAAAGUGACUGUGCUUAAGCAGUAGUUUUAUCCUUUUCUGAACGGUGAAACAUGUGUUUACACUACCUGCCAUGUUUACAGGUAAAGGAAGAUAUUGUGGGCUGGUUCUUGUCUCUGACAACACAAUUUUAUACUUAUGCUUUUAUAAAGUGAAGCACUUUGUUAAUAUUGAUGAGUCUUACUUCUGAGCUGCCUGAAUCUUUGCCAAUCUGUCACCUGCGGACUCCUUAAAUCACUUUUUUGACAACAUGAUCCUAUGCUUCAAGUGCACAUGUGUUUAAAUGUUUACAUGUGAACAUUGCUGAAAAUAAGCACAUUCUCUUCUUUCACUUAUAUUUAAAAUGAAAUACCAAGGCCUUCAUUUGUAAUGUGUUGUAGAAUUUGAUUGUGUUCAUCGAUGUUCCGAUCUCUGAAUGGAAGUACUGUUAUAUAUGUAUUAUUGUCUACUGAAGAAUAAUGAAUUGAUCAACUUUUCAUUUCUGAUAUAUCAAAAUUCGUUAUUAUAACACCUAUAAGUGCAUUACAACAGCAUAAAUGCAACAUUUAUAUAUAAAUAUAUAUAUACACAACAGUUUAAAGGGCAAAAUGAACUGUAGCUGUUAAAUCCCAAUUUGAUGACCUAUAACACACCAAACUGAAUAUAAAUAUAUUUGAAGAAAUAAAAAAACAUAAAGACAGUUA